Molecule: messenger RNA, 1268 nt
Organism: Nymphaea colorata (pocket water lily)
Lineage: Eukaryota; Viridiplantae; Streptophyta; Magnoliopsida; Nymphaeales; Nymphaeaceae
Product: protein ALP1-like
Exons: 4
Coding region: 140-670 (176 amino acids)
Source: RefSeq, a predicted model, not a curated record
UAGCAUCGAAGAACAAGUAGCUAUUUUUUUGUUGACAAUUGGACACAAUGAACGGAAUCGUGCCACGUAGAAUACUUUUCAGCAUUCUAGACAAACAAUAAGUAAGUAUGUCAGUUGUGUACUACGAGUAAUAUGUAUAAUGGGUAAAGAUUUUGUCAAUCGGCCCAACGAUGACGUCCCAACUAAAAUUCGGAGAUCGAAGCGAUUCAAUCCAUAUUUCCAGGAUUGUUUAGGAGCAAUUGAUGGCACUCAUGUACCUGCAUGGGUCGCAGCAUCAGAGCAAGCAAGAUUUCGCAAUAGAAAAGGUUUUAUUUCGCAAAAUGUCAUGGCUGUAGUUGGAUUCGAUAGUCGAUUCCACUACGUUUUGGCAGGAUGGGAAGGAAGUGCGACAGACUCAAGGGUAUUAUACAAUGCACUUGAUCAUCCAACGGACCCAUUUGUGGUCCCCGAAGGCAAAUACUAUCUUGCUGAUGGGGGUUAUCCGAACGUUGUUGGUUUCCUAACACCUUAUCGAGGACAUCGUUAUCAUAUGUCAGAAUUUGACACCCCGGGGGCACGCAGACCUAGAACUCCACAAGAAUUAUUCAACCAUAGGCAUUCAUCACUUCGAAAUACAGUAGAAAGAACUUUUGGCAUGUUGAAAGCACGUUUUCCAAUAUUGAAAAUGUAAGUGCCGAAUCCAUUCAAAAAACAAGCUCAAAUUGUGCUUGCUACAUGUGUAUUGCACAACUUCAUACUUGACCACAAUUCAAAUGCCGAACAAUUUGGUGAUGAGGACGCACCUUCAAUUGAUAAUUCUAUCGUAAGCGAACCGGAAAUUGCAAGCCAAACACACCAGCGAGGAAGCAACAAUCCCUUGAGAACAACUAUAACAAAUCAAAUGUUUGCAGAUUAUCAAUUGAAUAGACAACGAAGAUGAUUCCUCGUCAAAAGUACUAUGUCGUCUUCGAAGGCAGGUCACGAGGAAUAUACAACAGUUGGGAGCAGUGCCAACCAUUAGUGUAUCGCUACAAGGGCGCCCUGUUCAGAUCAUUUCAUACCUAUGAAGCAGCUCAAUAUCACAUGAAUGAAUAUCUGCACAACAAAUACGGUGUGCAAUUUUGUAGGCCAUUGGACAUUGUCGAUGUCAACGCAACGGAAGAGAAAGAUGUGAUGAAGACAAAUGGACGGAUCUACAUUCCACUUUUCUGGAUUGUUUUUUUUUGUUACUACUUGUUUUCUUUGUUGGAUCUGUACUCGUUAAACUUAUGUACUGAAUGAGACACAUA